Pseudozyma hubeiensis SY62 is the source of this 669-nucleotide messenger RNA. RefSeq lists its product as hypothetical. The transcript has a single exon. The record is from RefSeq and is a predicted model, not a curated record. NCBI's taxonomy places the organism in Eukaryota, Fungi, Basidiomycota, Ustilaginomycetes, Ustilaginales, Ustilaginaceae. The coding region runs from base 1 to 669 and encodes 222 amino acids.
AUGACCGCAUCUCCAAGCUUGGUCCGAUCGACGUCUCGCAAGCUGAAAACCAUGUUUUCCUCGUCCACCAAAUCCACCGGGGGCUCCUCUUCCAGCAGCAGCGACGUCGAGUCCUCCAGCAGUCACUCCACCAUCUCCUCCUCCAGCUCUUCGACGCAUUCCUCACGCGCAUCCUCGAUGCGACGCAAGUCGCAUCGAACCAAGACGCCUGAACCCGAUCUGAGCAUCCAAGCAUCCACGUUCUCGUGGACCUGGAACUGGGACGACGACUCCUCCGCCGACGAGGACUUUGCUCCCGUCUUUCCGCACUUUCCCUCCACCCGACCGCCGAUGCUGGUGACGGUGGAAGUGAGCCCACGAACGUCGAUCGACACGGCAUCGCGGCCGAGGGCAGAGUGGACGUUGCUACCCAAUCGAGCCCUCGACUCGCUAGAUCCCGACAGCUUCGACGUUAGCUACUUUAGCGACGACGAUGACGAUCAAGUCGAAGACUCUUUCCACCACCACCCUUCUCAACACAGCCUGUCGAAACACAUCCCAAGGAUCAUCGUCACAACACCUCCACCUCCGGAGCCAAAGUCGAUCAGGAAACCAAACAAGAUCCGACGAAAACCUCCUCCGAGCUUCAUCGUCGAGCCGGUGAUCCUCGUGAACCCUUGCACAAGCUAG